Molecule: messenger RNA, 2936 nt
Organism: Periophthalmus magnuspinnatus
Lineage: Eukaryota; Metazoa; Chordata; Actinopteri; Gobiiformes; Gobiidae
Gene: trpc4a
Product: transient receptor potential cation channel, subfamily C, member 4a
Exons: 14
Coding region: 1-2835 (944 amino acids)
Biological process (GO): calcium ion transmembrane transport; regulation of cytosolic calcium ion concentration; manganese ion transport
Cellular component (GO): cation channel complex; membrane
Molecular function (GO): store-operated calcium channel activity; inositol 1,4,5 trisphosphate binding; protein binding
Source: RefSeq, a predicted model, not a curated record
AUGGCACAGCUGUACUACCGGCGGACCGGUAGCUCGUCAUACCGGGACCGCAUCCCGCUGAGGAUCGUGAGGGCCGAGUCGGAGCUGUCCCCACUGGAGAAGGCCUACCUUGGGGCUGUGGAGAAAGGGGACUAUGCCAGUGUCAAACAGGCCCUGGAGGAAGCAGAGAUCUACUUCAAGAUCAACAUCAACUGUAUCGACCCACUCGGCCGCACCGCACUCCUCAUCGCCAUCGAGAACGAGAACCUGGAGAUCAUCGAACUUCUGCUGAGUUUUAACGUCUAUGUCGGGGAUGCCCUGCUCCACGCUAUCCGCAAAGAGGUGGUGGGUGCUGUGGAGCUGCUGCUGAACCAUAAGAAGCCCAGCGGUGGCAUGCAGGUUCCGCCAAUCUUAUUGGACAAGCAGUUCUCUGACUUCACCCCUGACAUCACUCCCAUCAUCCUGGCGGCACACACCAACAACUAUGAGAUUAUUAAGCUGUUGGUGCAGAAAGGUGUGUCCAUGCCUCAGCCACAUGAGGUGCGCUGUAACUGUGUGGAGUGUGUUUCCAGUUCAGAUGUGGACAGUCUGAGGCACUCGCGCUCUCGCCUCAACAUCUACAAAGCCCUGUCCAGCCCCUCGCUAAUCGCCCUUUCCAGCGAGGACCCCUUCCUCACAGCCUUCAGACUGAGCUGGGAGCUACAGGAGCUCAGCAAGGUGGAGAAUGAGUUCAAGUCAGAGUAUGAGGAGCUGUCCCAUCAGUGUAAACAGUUUGCCAAAGACCUGCUGGACCAGACCCGCAGCUCCCGAGAACUGGAGAUGAUCCUGAACUACAAAGAUGACAACAACCUCCUCGAAGAAGAAGGCACCAACGACCUCGCCCGCCUCAAACUGGCUAUCAAGUACCAUCAGAAAGAGUUUGUGGCCCAGCCGAACUGCCAGCAGCUCCUGGCCUCGAGGUGGUAUGAUGAGUUCCCAGGCUGGAGGAGGCGUCAUUGGGCAGGGAAGUUCAUCACGUGCGUCUUCAUUGGUCUGCUCUUCCCGCUGUUUGCCCUGUGCUACCUCAUUGCUCCAAAGAGCCGCUAUGGACUCUUCAUCCGAAAACCCUUCAUCAAGUUCAUCUGCCACACCUCGUCCUACCUGACCUUCCUGUUCCUGCUGCUGCUGGCCUCACAGCACAUUGUCACCACGGAGCAGGACCGGCAGGACCGACAGGGUCCCCCGCCCACCACCGUGGAGUGGAUGAUCCUGCCCUGGGUCCUGGGGUUUAUCUGGGCUGAGAUCAAGCAGAUGUGGGACGGUGGAUUUCAGGACUACAUCCAUGACUGGUGGAACCUUAUGGACUUUGUCAUGAACUCUCUGUAUUUAGCCACAAUAUCCCUCAAGAUUGUAGCCUACACCAAAUACAGUGGCAGCAAACCCAGAAAUCAGUGGGAGAUGUGGCACCCGACUUUGGUGGCAGAGGCAGUGUUUGCGAUUGCUAACAUUUUCAGCUCUCUGCGGCUCAUCUCACUGUUCACAGCCAACUCACACCUGGGCCCUCUGCAGAUCUCACUGGGCAGGAUGCUGCUGGACAUCCUUAAGUUCCUCUUCAUCUACUGCCUGGUGUUACUGGCCUUUGCCAAUGGGCUGAAUCAGCUGUACUUUUACUACGAAACCAGGGCUGAAGACGAGAAGGGGAAGUGUAAAGGGAUCCGCUGUGUGCAGCAGAACAACGCCUUCUCCACUUUAUUUGAGACUCUUCAGUCCCUUUUCUGGUCUAUUUUUGGCCUCAUAAACCUCUAUGUGACAAAUGUGAAGCCUGACCACCAGUUCACAGAAUUUGUUGGGGCUACAAUGUUCGGGACUUACAACAUCAUCUCUCUGGUGGUGCUUCUGAAUAUGCUGAUCGCUAUGAUGAACAACUCCUACCAGCACAUCGCCGAUCACGCGGAUAUCGAGUGGAAGUUUGCCAGGACAAAACUGUGGAUGAGUUACUUUGAAGAAGGAGCCACUUUGCCCGCACCAUUCAACAUUAUUCCCAGCCCCAAAUCCUUCUGGUAUCUCAUGUGCUGGGCCAAGAGGCAGAUCUGCAAGAGGGCAAGAUCCAGAAGGCCGGAGAGCCUGGGGUCACUGGGGAGACGAGCAGCGGAGAACGUGCGGAUAAACCAUCAAUAUCAGGAGGUACUGAGGAAUCUGGUGAAGCGCUAUGUGGCCGCCAUGAUCAGAGACGCCAAGACAGAAGAGGGUCUGACAGAGGAGAACUUCAAGGAGCUGAAACAGGAUAUCUCGAGUUUCCGUUAUGAGGUGAUGGGGAUGAUGAAGACCGUUAAACCUGCUCUGCCUGUGGCUAAAGCCGGCUCCAGCUCCAUGGACUCCAGUCUUGCCUAUCCCAAUGCAUCUCUCAAAGUCUCCUCCCAGACCAAACCCAAAAUAAACCGCUUCAAAAUGGCAGCCUCUAUCCUUAAGCAGUGCUGUGCCGCUUCGCCAAGACCACCAGAAGCUUCAAACGGUCUACCCAAUGGACUGUUACCACUCAGUGCUGCUGAAGAUACAGGACCAAGGAAAAGUGAGUUCAGCUUGUUCCAAAAGAGACACAGGAGCAGCGAAGUGGAUGAUACAGCUAGUUCUGGAGGUGAAACUUCCAGGAAAAUGUACUCUUUAUCAGAGGAGGAUGUCGAGUCUGGGAGCUCGGAUGCAGAAGAGACUCAUUCAAAGUUAUCAGCGGACAGUAGUGUGAGCAGACCACUCCUGGAGCACUGUAACGUGGAGGAGGAGGAGACACGUAUGAGUGAACAUAUAACUGAGAGCGUAGAAGAGGAGGAUUGUGGGAAAAGUGAGGAGACAGACGACACUAUGGAAAUGACUAUAAUGUAAUGAAGCAUGUUCUGGAACAGCCUAAGCAGAUUUGUUUAAGUUUUUCUUUUUCAGUACUGUUUUUACAUGUAGCAUCAAUAAUGCUUUGGUUUACCGGAACC